UCACACACACUUACACUCACACACACUUACACUCACACACACACACUUACACUCACUUACACUCACACACACUUACACUCACUUACACUCACACACACUCACACUCACUUACACUCACUUACACUCACACACACUUACACUCACACACACUCACACACACUUACACUCACACACACUUACACUCACACACACUCACACUCACUUACACUCACACACACUCACACUCACUCACACUCACACUCACUUACACUCACACACACUCACACUCACUUACACUCACACACACUUACACUCACACACACUCACACACACACUCACACUCACUUACACUCACACACACUCACACACACUUACACUUACACUCACUUACACUCACACACACUCACACACACUUACAGUCACACACACUUACACUCACACUUACACUCACACACACUCACACACACUUACACUCACUUACACUCACACACACUUACAGUCACACACACUUACACUCACACACACUUACAGUCACACACACUUACACUCACACACACUCACACACACUUACACUCACACUCACACACACUUACACUCACUUACACUCACACACACUUACACAUACUCACACUUACACUCACACACACUUACACUCACACACACUUACAGUCACACACACUUACACUCACACACACUCACACACACUUACAGUCACACACACUUACACUCACACACACUUACAGUCACACACACUUACACUCACACACACUUACAGUCACACACACUUACACUCACACACACUUACAGUCACACACACUUACACUCACACACACUCACACACACUUACACUUACACUCACUUACACUCACACACACUUACACUCACACACACUUACACUCACACACACUUACACUCACACACACUCACACACACUCACACUCACUUACACUCACACACACUUACACUCACACUCACACACACUUACACUCACACACACUUACACUCACACACACUCACACACACUUACACUCACACUCACACACACUCACACUCAUACAUGUUGUGUUUCCAUGUUUUAUGGGGACUUUCCAUAGACAUAAUGGUUUUUAUACUGUACAAACUUUAUAUUCUAUCCCCUAAACCUAACCCUACCCCUAAACCUAACCCUCACAGAAAACUUUCUGCAUUUUUACAUUUUCAAAAAACAUAAUUUAGUAUGAUUUAUAAGCUGUUUUCCUCAUGGGGACCGACAAAAUGUCCCCACAAGGUCAAAAAUUUCGGGUUUUACUAUCCUUAUGGGGACAUUUGGUCCCCACAAAGUGAUAAAUACACGCUCACACACACACUCACACACACACACACUCACACACACUUACACUCACACACACUUACACUCACACACACUUACACUCACACACACUCACACUCACUUACACUCACACACACUUACACUCACACACACUUACACAUACUCACACACACUUACACACACUUACACAACUCACACACACUUACACUCACACUCACUCACACUCACACACACUUACACUCUCUUACACUUACACUCACUUACACUCACACACACUCACACACACACACUCACACGCACUCACACUCACUUAGACUCACACACACUUACACUCACACACACUUACACUCACACACACUUACACAUACUCACACACACUUACACUCACUUACACUCACACUCACUUACACUCACACACACAUACACUCACUUACACUUACACACACACUUAAACUCACACACACUCACACACACUCACACACACUUACACUUACACUCGCUUACACUCACUUACACUCACUUACACUCACUUACACUCACACACACUCACACUCACUUACACUCACUUACACUCACUUACACUCACACACACUUACACUCACACACACUCACACACACUCACACACACUUACACUCACACACACUUACACUCGCUUACACUCACUUACACUCACUUACACUCACUUACACUCACACACACUCACACUCACUUACACUCACUCACACACACUUACACUCACACACACUUACACUCACACACACUUACACUCACACACACUUACACUCACACACACUUACACUCACACGCUCACACACACUUACACUCACUUACACUCACACACACUUACACUCACUUACACUCACACACACUUACACUCACUUACACACACACUCACACACACUCACACACACUCACACUCACACUCACUUACACUCACACACACUUACACUCACUUACACUCACACACACUUACACUCACUUACACUCACACACACUUACACUCACACACACACACACACACUUAGACACACACACACACACACACUUACACUCACACA
Xyrauchen texanus (razorback sucker) is the source of this 2347-nucleotide messenger RNA. Its product is annotated as histidine-rich glycoprotein-like. The record is from RefSeq and is a predicted model, not a curated record. Lineage: Eukaryota; Metazoa; Chordata; Actinopteri; Cypriniformes; Catostomidae. Bases 1196 to 2314 code for a protein of 372 amino acids. The transcript is spliced from 2 exons.